AUGGCAGGUGGAAAUAUUAAAGUAGUUGUUAGAUGUCGACCCUUGAAUUCUAGAGAACUUGCCCGGGGGGCAAAGUGUCUCAUCAGAAUGGAAGGUGAUCAAACGAUUAUCACCAGGCCAGAUGCAAGUGAUCCUGGAAAUUCUAAAGCUGCUAAACGAGAUGAAGAUGUGAAAGCGUUUACGUUUGAUAAAUCGUAUUGGUCUUUUGAUAAGAAUGAUUCGAAUUAUGCCACCCAAGCAAUGCUAUAUAACGAUCUUGGUGAAGAGCUUCUUGACCAUGCUUUCGGAGGCUACAAUACAUGCAUUUUUGCUUAUGGUCAAACCGGCGCAGGAAAAUCUUAUUCUAUGAUGGGAUAUGGAGAAGACAAAGGCAUUAUACCCCUUACUUGCUGUGAACUAUUCAACCGUAUAAUUAGAAACCAAGAUACUAGUGUGGCCUAUCAAGUUCAGGUUUCUUAUAUUGAAAUUUACAAUGAACGUGUUAGGGAUUUGUUAAACCCUAAAAAUAAAGGAAAUCUCAAAGUCAGAGAACAUCCAGCCUUAGGUCCAUAUGUAGAAGAUUUGUCAAAGCUGAUUGUCAAUUCAUUUCAAGAUAUUGAGAAUUUAAUGGACGAGGGUAACAAGGCAAGAACAGUCGCCGCAACAAAUAUGAAUGAAACAUCAAGUCGGUCUCAUGCUGUAUUUACCCUAUUAUUAACACAAAAAAGGCAUGACGCUGAAACAAAUAUGGAUACGGAAAAAGUAUCUCGAAUUAGUCUUGUGGAUUUGGCUGGUUCGGAACGUGCUAAUGCAACUGGUGCAACUGGAACUCGGUUAAAAGAAGGCGCUAAUAUUAACAAAUCUCUUACAACUUUGGGUAAAGUCAUUGCUGCUUUAGCUGAAGCAUCCUCUGGUGAUAGUAAAAAAAAGAAAAAAGACCAAACCUUUGUUCCAUAUAGAGAUUCUAUUUUAACUUGGUUACUUAAAGACAGUUUGGGUGGUAACUCUAAAACUGCUAUGAUUGCUGCCAUUUCUCCGGCUGAUUAUGAUGAAACGCUUAGUACCUUACGUUACGCCGAUGCAGCUAAACGCAUUAAAAACAAAGCUGUUGUUAACGAAGACCCGAAUGCAAGACUUAUUCGUGAACUCAAAGAAGAAUUAUUAAUUGUUCCUCCUUCUCAACAAGUGGUUGUGCUACAGGAUAGGAAUGGAAAUACUAUAAAGAAAACAAAAGAGGAGCUAAUCGAUCAAAUCCAAGCUUCUGAAAAAUUAAUGAAUGAAGUAAAUGAAACUUGGCAGGAAAAAGUAAACAAAACCGUAGAAAUCCAGAGAGAACGUGAAAAGACAUUGGAAGAUCUUGGUAUUAUGGUUGAAAAAAAUGCAGUUGGUGUACAUCCUCCUAAAAAGGUGCCACAUCUUGUCAACCUUAAUGAAGAUCCGCUUAUGUCGGAAUGCUUAGUAUAUCAAAUAAAACCUGGAAAAACUCGAGUUGGUCGUCUUGAGUCUGAUAAUCAAUCUGAAAUACGUUUAAGUGGUGAAAAUAUUUUAGAUGAACAUUGCUAUUUCGAAAAUAUAGAUGGUGCUGUUACAUUGCAUCCUUACGCAAAUAGUACAACAAUGGUCAACGGUAUGCGUAUAAGUAAAUCAAAAAGAUUAAGAUCUGGAUUCCGUAUUAUUCUUGGGGAUUUCCAUGUGUUUCGUUUUAAUCAUCCUGAAGAAGUUAGACGUGAACGAGCGAAAUCGAAGCAACUUAGCAUUAGCAUUGUUCAACAACCAACUUCGAAUGGAAAUGGAGAGGAUAGUGGCAAAGCUCCAGAUUCUCCGACAUCUACAGCUUCUCUUAUGUCAGAAGCAGUAAUAGAUUGGAAUUUUGCAAAGAGAGAAGUAGCACUUCAUUAUUUGAAUUCUGGCGCAGAUUCAACAUUUGGAACUUUACCAGAUGAAGAUUUACAACGGUUGAUGGAUGACUUAAAAAAAAUUCAAAGUGCCCGAAGAACUCGACCUGAUAGCAGAAGUGGUGAUUUUGAAGAUGAUACGAUUUCGCAUACAUCUGAUAAACCUGGAUCUAAUGAAACUUAUGAAACCAUCGAAUCUCCUUAUACGGAAAUGCCACCAGAAUUAGAUGAUAAACUUAAAGUGAUUAAAGAAGAGAUGCAACAGCAGCUUGAUUUGCAAAAACAGGAAUAUGAGGAUAAAAUGCAAUUAAUAGAAGCAUCAAAUCUUGAGGCUGAUGAAUUAAAAGCCGAGAAAAAGCAAAUGGAAGAGAAACUUAAGAUGGUUCAAGAAGAAAUGCAAAGAAUGCUUGAGGUUCAGGCUCAGGAAUAUCAACGUAAAAUAAGGCAAUCUAACGCUCCUUGUGAAGAAUAUAACUUACCACCCGAUGUUCCUCCUUAUACUGAAGAAGAAUUACGCCUCAUUCAUAUGGCUCUCAAGAAAUGGAAACGUCAAAGAUUUGUCCAAAUGGCAGAAACAAUUCUUAGUAAUGCAGUGAUAUUGAAAGAAGCCAAUGUCAUUAGUAAAGAACUUGGAAAAAAAAUUCUUUAUCAAUUUACUAUUAUAGAAGAUGAACCUUAUAUUAAUCCAGUUUCUUUCCGGGAAACUACAUCUGCGCUUAAUCAAUACUGUAACAAUGACGACAUUUCAUUACAUUCUUCUAAAAAGCCUUGUGUUGGAGUUAAGGUUAUCGAUACCAAAAACGACGUUAUUUAUGUAUGGUCGCUCGAUAAACUCAAAGCUCGUUUACAAAAGAUGCGUAAUUUAUAUAAUUUCAUUGAUCGUCCUCAAUAUAGUAAACAUUUCAAUUGGGAAGAUCCGUUUUAUGAAAAUCCUUGCCCAAAUUUUACUUUCGUUGGAAGUGCCAGCGUCGGAUUGACAUGUUUGCUUAUGAAAACUGAACACGUGCAUAAUGCACCUGUAAUUCGUAGAUAUUCAGGUGACAUUUUAGGGCAUUGUAAAGUUCUUAUUAAAUUUCUAACCGAUUUCGAGGAUACAACUUCAAAAGAUUCACAUUCUUUAGAUAAAUCAAAAGAGAUCUCUUCAAAAUUAUUAGUCGGCUGCCAAGUAGUAUUUGAAGUGAAAAUUUUAGAGCUCACCGGUAUAAAAGAAUCACAAUUUACCCAAGUUCAUGUACAAUUUAAGUUAUCCUCUUUUGGUAAUGUACAUCCCUUAUCACCGGGCGAACAUAUAUACGCAACAGAUACUGUAAGCGAUUUUGGAAACAAAACAAUCACUUAUAAUUAUGAACAACCUUUAAAGAUGAUCGUUACUCCUGCAAUGAUGGACAUUCUUAUCAAUGGCAUGUUGACUUUCGAAGUAUUUGGUCGUGCAAAGCGUUGUGUAUUGGAAGAUAUGGAAAAAUGGGAUGAUCAUAAUGAACGACCACUUUAUCGUGGUAUUAAUGGAAAUGGUUCAUCCGAAACUUCAGCCCCCAGAGAGCGCCGUUCCGAGGAUGAAUUAGUUUCCGAGGAAAAACAUGAUGUAGUAGCUUGGGUUCAGGUUUGCGAGCUUGCUCAAACGGGAGAGUAUGUGCCCGUGCAAGUGCUUUCUCAAAAUCCUCUAGAUCCCGGUGCCUUCUUUUUAAGACAAGGUUUGCAGCGACGUAUUGUACUUACAUUAACGCAUAAUUCUGGUCGACAAUUUCCUUGGAAUCGAAUUACAAAGAUGGAAAUAGGAAGAGUUCGAUUAUUAGACGGAAAAGGAAGAUUAGCUGAAUCACCAGUACAAAAUGAUAUACAAAUGAACUUGUUACCAGCUCAAAAUGUUCAAUUCAACAGGGAUGGCACUAGUGUGAUAAUUGCUCAGGCUUCAUGGGACAGUACACUUCAUGAUUCUAUAUUUCUUAAUAGAACUACACAAUCAAGUAGUCGUGUUCUAUUAGGUCUGACUUGGUAUGUUGAAGCUGAAAAAUGUGUUGAACCAAUUUCUUUCCAUAUGGAUAUUGCAGUGCAAAUCCAAGGUCGUGAAGCUCGUCCACCAUCAAAAUUGAUUCAAUUGAUAAAUCAGUCAAAAGUUUUGUGGAAGUCUAGUGGGUUGUUUUCGGUAAUUCUAAAACCACCCAUGACUCGUAAAAUUUCUGAACUCUGGAGAUUAAAUACAGCUAAUAAAUAUGUUCGUGGUGAAGAAUUUUUGGGUAAUUGGAAACCCCGUGGAGUAUCUCUUGUUAAGGACUAUAAAAAUAUCAGUGAACUUAUUCGUAGGCAAGAGGCUGUUGAACGCACAAAACAAAUACUUGCAAUACACGAAGCUCGCAAAGUAUCUUCUGAAGAAAAACUCGAGAGUUGUUCUAAUCCUAAUAAUGAUUUAGCUAAAAAAGCCAUUACUCUUUGGAAGAAAAAAUUGGGCAUAACUAAAGAGAUCGUUAUAAAUCAAGAGCCUCCUCUAUCGGGACCUCAUCAAGAUGCCAAUUCUUGGAAAAACACAAAACCGUCUAAAUUGGUUGCGCAAGUUCGAAUGGUUGGAAAAACUGAUACAAUAACCAAAAAAGGUUAUUUGUUUACACCGGAAAAUGCGAACGAUUAUUGGGUCAAGCGUUGGUAUGUCUUGAGGAGACCAUACCUCUUUAUCUAUGAAUCUCAAAAAGAAACGGAAGAGCAAGGUGUUAUCAACCUUGCAUCGGUCAGGGUUGAUUAUAAAAAAGAUCUAGAAGACAUGUUGCAGAGACAAAAUGUGUUUGCAAUAUAUACGAAUAAUAAUGCGUACAUUCUUCAAGCUUCUUCAAAACAGGAGAUGGUUGACUGGAUUUCAAAGGAUCAUUCUCACUUAGACCUCGUUUUCAAUUUACGUCAGAUUGAUCAAUUUUAUCAAAUCGAAGCGAUGGACCUAAAAAGUAAAAUCUCUUCGAUGGACAGCUUUUCGAAAGA
Molecule: messenger RNA, 4838 nt
Organism: Funneliformis mosseae
Lineage: Eukaryota; Fungi; Glomeromycota; Glomeromycetes; Glomerales; Glomeraceae
Source: the annotation of a GenBank genome assembly